Aaosphaeria arxii CBS 175.79 is the source of this 861-nucleotide messenger RNA. RefSeq lists its product as uncharacterized. The record is from RefSeq and is a predicted model, not a curated record. NCBI's taxonomy places the organism in Eukaryota, Fungi, Ascomycota, Dothideomycetes, Pleosporales. The transcript is spliced from 2 exons. Bases 1 to 861 code for a protein of 286 amino acids.
AUGGUUGCAACCUCUGGAACCCCAUCACCAGCAUCGUUCAACUCGGUACCGACUAUUCCCUCCUCAGUUGGCUCUUCUCUUUCUCCCGUUCUGCCAUCGGAGAAACCUAAAGUCGGAUCCUGUCCACCAACAACGGCAGCCUUCGUCCCCUACUCAACAUCAACUGAACACCACGGCAGAUGGUGUCGCUUCAAGAGCUGCUUGAAGAAGCUUUGGAGACGAAGCGCCAAAGGUAUGGCUUUCUUUCUGGAAGCUCUACACGAUACGAUUCUCGACCGCGAGGGGAAGAAGGAUCCGACUGGCAAGCCAAAUGUAAAGGACACUUCAUCCUCUUCUCAGCAUGAGGAUAUUAGGAGUAUAUAUGGGACAUCGCUGACACCAUCAAUCGUUUCCUCGGCAUCGACCGCGUCUACAGAGAAAUACUGUCUGGAGACACCAGACCUAGGCUCUCCAAUAGAACUAGAUAUAUCCCUCUUCACGACUACUUCACUCCCGUCCGUCGGAAGAGACUCCAAUAGUACUACAUCGACUCGGAGAACGAAGCCUCCCAGUUUUCAAAACCUUCCCGUCUCACCGCUAGCCCCCACCGAUCUCUCGAUACCAAUAUCGCCGCCUCUUCCCAUGACAUCACCUUCUGAACCGCAACGACCGCGCCUAUACACUUCAUUCUCACCACCCCGAAUCCCAAUUGAUCCCCAUGCCAUCCCGUCUCCGGCAUCGCACACUCCCACGAAUGCCUCUCCCGCGGCGUCCACAGACAAAUACGGCGAUGGCGAUGCCGGCGUCAUCGUGUUCGAAGAGAACGCAGUGGCGCGAAAGGGGCGGGUCGUAUGGCUUGCUGAGGAACUGGUCACCAUGUAG